CUCCGCAGUACCGAAAGGCGGCGGUCGCCACGACCGGGGCGGGCGGUGGGGCGGACGCCAAGAGCCAACGACUGGCGCGGGCGGCCUCAGCGCCAGUGCCCAGAGCGAGCCGAGGCGCGACUCGCGGUAGUAGCAAACAAUCCUCCUCUUCCUUCUCCCGCCUCCCCUCCCUCUCCCUCAGAGCACCCCCACCUCGCGUGCCUUAUCACGCCGGGGGUGGUGCCACAGCUUGCCACCGCCCCUGCCCCUGUCUGCCGCUCUCAGUCAUGCUCGACGAGCGGUCGCAAAACCUGAUGCUCGCCGCGAUCGACGACGACAUCGACGUCGCGCAGCUCGAGGAGGAGCUCGCGGAGCUGCACGGCGCCGCUCCCGACGGAGGCGAGGCGACGUCGCCGGAGCGAGGGCGGCCGCUCGGCGCGCCGCCGCGGAGCAAGCAGGAGGAGUUCCAGGGCCCGCCGCUGGUGGGGAGCCCGCUCUAUGAUGCGGGCAAGGCGAGCGCCGCGGCGGACAAGGCGCCGAAGGGCACGCCGAUGAAAGGGGCGCUCGCCCCGGGUGCGAAGAGCGCGGCGGGAGGAUCGCCGCCGGUCGCAAAGAAGAAGAAGGGCGGCCUUUUUGGCAGAAAGUAGACCAGCACUGACGAGAUGGCCCGUUGCCUCCUCCCUCCAGAUCGCGACACGCGUCGCUUUUAAUCACGAGCGUGUCCGUGCGAGAUUGGCAGGCUGCAGGCUUGCGCUGGCGAGUAUUGUUUAAAUAUCUUUUUCCAUCUUAUUUUAUGAUUGAAGAUUG
Messenger RNA from Emiliania huxleyi CCMP1516, 786 nucleotides. RefSeq lists its product as hypothetical. The coding region runs from base 267 to 626 and encodes 119 amino acids. The record is from RefSeq and is a predicted model, not a curated record. Lineage: Eukaryota; Haptophyta; Isochrysidales; Noelaerhabdaceae. The transcript has a single exon.